Athalia rosae (coleseed sawfly) is the source of this 2570-nucleotide messenger RNA. RefSeq names its product reticulon-4-interacting protein 1 homolog, mitochondrial-like. Gene Ontology annotation, cellular component: mitochondrion. Lineage: Eukaryota; Metazoa; Arthropoda; Insecta; Hymenoptera; Athaliidae. Bases 383 to 1837 code for a protein of 484 amino acids. Gene Ontology annotation, molecular function: oxidoreductase activity. The transcript has 8 exons. The record is from RefSeq and is a predicted model, not a curated record.
UCAACAAUCGUUACGUCACAGCUUAAAACCAAAACAAGACAUUUAACUUAACCUGAUUAGGGUUCAAAUCAAGUUCGAACUAACCUAACGAAUUUCAAAUACUAAAAUGGACAUGAUUAUUAAGAUUUUUCAUACAAUAAUCAGUGUUUCACGUAAUUAGAGAAGAAAAUGACGGUUAAGAUCGUAAAUUUGAUCUAAUAGCUCCGAAAUACUCUCAUUGCUUCUAUUUUUGAGGUGAAUGCAAUGUGUUAAUCAGUUAUUUAUAUCACUAGUCUGCCGUAUUUCUCGCUGGUUGUUUGCUGGGACUGAACGCUCAUAUUUAACGUGUAUCUUUAUUUCGACAAUGUUGAAUUAAAAUUAUUAAUUUUAUUUGAUAUUGACAAUGGACGAAAUUCGGUUUCGGCUAUCCAAUCAGCUUGAGACGUUACAGGUACAAGCAUCGGUAAUAUCACAACAAGGUCAACAAUUGCUUUCAAGAUGGUUAGCGCAGGGUCAACAACUAUUCGCCCAAUUUUGCGAGGGGGAAUAUGGCCAACAUCUAGAAAACUUUGCUCAACAACUGAUUGCUUGGUUUCAUGCAGGAUGGCACCAACUUCAAAACCAAUAUCAAUCGCUACAAUUCAACCCACGAGAGUUUGGUCAACAGCUUGCCAGCUUAUUAACUGGGGGAGGUAUUCUUCCAGUAACAAAACGAGAACUAGCUUAUUGCAUCGUAGGAUUAACCGCUGGAACUCUUAUCGGAUUUAGUAUUGGUUUAAAUUGUUACCACCCAUCGCAGCAUAUACAUCAUAUGAAAGCCAUCAUUUGUCAUCAUUACAUUGGUAUCGAGGGGGUCACUACGAUAGAUGAUGCCGAAAUGCCAACGAUCCAAAAACCUGAUGAGCUACUAAUUCAAGUAAAAUCUGCAUCUGUGGACAUAGUUGAUGCAAAAAUCUGUUCUGGAUACGCCAGAGCAUACAGGCAACUCCUAAAUUCUGGUAAACAUAAAGAAUUGCCAAUCGUAAUAGGAAGAGAUUGUGCUGGAGUUGUAGUCGACAUUGGUCAAAGAGUUGUAGACUUUGACAUAGGUGAUGAGGUAUUUCUUGCAGUUCCAUCCUGGUAUCCAGGCACAAUGGCAGAAUAUUUAGUUAUCUCCGAAAGCCAAGUUGCCAGAAGACCAAAACUUAUUAAUUUUGACGCAGCUGCCAGCUUGCCUUACAGCGGAUGCCUGGCAUGGGAUGCAAUAAUUAAUAAAUCUGUCAUUGAAGAGGGCAAUGCCAGAGGAAAAAGGAUCCUUGUUUACGGUGGGACUACCCCAGUUGGCUGUAUCCUCAUACAGCUAAUGAAACUCUGGGGAGGCCAUGUUGUCGCAGCUUGCAAGGAGCACGCUAUACCUAUCGCUAGAGCUCUUGGUGCUGAUGAAAUAAUAGCAUUUAACGAAACGAAUAUGGAAAAGGAACUCGCAUUACAUGAUAAGUUUAAUGCUAUUUUUUACACGGGCGGUCAACUAAUUGAAGACCGAAUAUUGAGAAAUCAUUUACUGCCUCAUGGUUCGUAUGUAUCCACGAUUCCAGAACCUUUGGCUUCCGAUACAUUAGGAUUUGUUUUUGGAAGCAUAUUCUCUGGCUAUGUGAGAUCGAAGCUAUUAAUAAGAUACUUAUUUGGUUUGAAAACGAACCAGUGGAACGACGGCACAAAAAUAAAUGUUGCCAAUCUGGAGGUUUUAAGAGAACUUGUUGACGCGGAUCAGAUACAAACUGUUGUUCAUAAAGCAUAUGCGCCUCACAAUAUAGAGCAAGCACUCCAUGAAGCUCUGAAUCCAAACGCUGUGGGAAGUAUUAUAAUUAGAUUCCAUUGACACUGUUAUCUGUAUAGGAUACUUAAUUAUCUCGUCAUAAUAUCCUGACUAUCUUUCAGUUGUUAUAUAUCUGUGAACAAAAAUCUCGAAUUUCCACCUAAAAGAAUUCAUGUCACACUCUAUAAUUGAUGGAAUUUUCACUACAGGAGAAGAAAUAAUUUACGGUAGCGACAUCACCAUAAGCAUCAUAGAUCGAAUCACAUGUUUUUUUUAGCUAGUCUGGCUUUUCGAUAAGCCACAGUACUUGAAAAGUUGUCAUACAUCGCAAUAUUGAAUCUCUAACUUUUUAGUGAUUCAUAUGUAUUUCCAUGUUUUUUUUUUCAUAUUUCACUCUGAUGCUAACGAUUUUUACAAUUAUUCAUCCGUUAUGAUUCGAUGCAAUAGACUGCAAGUGAUAGCUAUCCGUCUAAUAAAAUCAAAAUAAACGUCUUAAAGUCGGUAAUAUUUCUCAGGAACAAUAACUAAUAUUAUAAAAGUAAUAUUCGAUCUCGAAAUAUCUGCUCAAGAGCAGAGUACGAAAAUGACGAGAAGGAAUAGUGUUAAGUUUAUAAAUGUUUAAUGGAGGUUUAUUAUAAAUGUAUUUGUAAGUAUACUGCGUAAAUACAUAGGUAGAAAGGAAAGUUUACAAACUAAUCAUCAAUUGCCGUCACGAUUAAAAUGUGUCAGUUACCUUCAAUUUGGUGCUAUCAAAUCAUGAAGCGCGUAUUCAAUAAAUAUACAUGUUUGCUAACAA